AUGGCCUUCGCCGAGGCAAACUCGGCACCUCCCCUCCGAGACGUCGUCACCAGAUACAGCUCGGCGUUCGACACUCCGGUUCACCGUAUGAGUGAGUUGCCAGGCGACCGGGACGAGUCAUGGCCGCUGCCGGUUUCUGUCGAUCGACGGUUUAUUCGUCACAAAUCAAUCGGGAGGUCGCCGGACGCAGAGGGCGCACGAACGAGCGUUCGGCCGGUGAUGGCCGAAGGAUUGAAGUCUGUCUGUCGAAUCGGAGCGAACGGACAGCUGCCACAAGAAGUCGCAGGAAUGCAAUAG
This is a messenger RNA of Soboliphyme baturini, 297 nucleotides long. The record is from the annotation of a GenBank genome assembly. NCBI's taxonomy places the organism in Eukaryota, Metazoa, Nematoda, Enoplea, Dioctophymatida, Soboliphymatidae.